Arctia plantaginis is the source of this 405-nucleotide messenger RNA. The record is from the annotation of a GenBank genome assembly. Lineage: Eukaryota; Metazoa; Arthropoda; Insecta; Lepidoptera; Erebidae.
AUGGAGAGUGUUGUUAAACGGUACAUAAGGAGUGAGUCGGCGAGUUGCGCUCAUAUGGUCGAAGAAAGUACGGCUAAUAACAGGAAGACGGCAGAUCCCCAUGAGAAGUUGAAGGCCCUGUUGAAUUCGCCCGACGAUGACACUGAUGACACCCUCCCACCUUCGGAUGCUCCUAAAUUCGGGACUGUUAUACACAAUAGGAUCUUUGUUGGUGGAUUUUCUUUGACGACAACUGAUGAGGAUCUUUGGAAGUUUUUCUCUGGGUUCGCCACGGUGACGGCGGCCAGGGUUAUCUACGACAGGGCUGGUGUCUCCAAGUGUUACGGUUUCGUCACCUUCGCGAGUCCGAGGGUCGCGAGGCUGAUCGUCAAACAGGUAUUGUGGUUUUUAUUAAAAUACUUUUAG